UCGGUGCACGUGGCGCUCACCAACCUGACCAAGGUCUACGGCAGCAUCUUCAGCCUCUUCGUGGGCAGCUGCCCGCUCGUCGUGCUCAGCGAGUUCGAGGCCGUGCGAGACGCCCUGGUCAACCAGGCCGAGGUCUUCAGCGACCGGCCCAGCAUCCCCAUCGUCACUAUCCUCACCAAGAAGAAGGGGGUGGUGUUUGCACCUUAUGGUCCGGUCUGGAAAAAACAGAGGAAGUUCUCUCAUUCAACUCUCCGUCACUUUGGGUUAGGAAAGCACAGCCUGGAGCCGAAAAUCAUUGAAGAAUUCAAAUACGUGAAAGAAGAGAUCCUGAAACAUGGUAGAGACCAGUUCAACCCCUUCCCCAUUAUUGGUAACGCAGUGUCCAAUGUCAUCUGCUCAAUGGCCUUUGGCAGACGCUUUGACUACGAUGACAUGGAGUUCAAAACCUUGCUGAAAGUUAUGUCGCGCUGUCUAGAGAUCACCUUGAACAUACACGUCCUCCUGAUCAACAUUUGCCCUUGGCUGUACUACCUUCCUUUCGGGCCCUUCCGAGAACUCAGGCAGGCUGAGAUAGAUAUCACAGCUUUUCUAAAGAAAAUAAUUAUCCAGCAUCGGGAGACUCUGGAUGCCCAGAAUCCCCGGGACUUCAUUGAUAUGUAUCUCCUUCACGUAGAUGAAGAAAAAAAGACUAACAGUGAAAGUAGCUUUGACGAUGACUACCUAUUCUUUAUCAUUGGGGACCUUUUUAUUGCCGGCACAGACACCACCUCCAACACACUGCUCUGGAGCUUGCUCUACAUGUCACUUCACCCGGAUGAACAAAAAAAGGUUCAAGAAGAAAUUGACUUGAUCAUUGGACGUGACAGGGCUCCUUCCCUUGCCGACAAAGCACGCAUGCCCUUCACAGAAGCAACCAUCAUGGAAGUUCAAAGGAUGACGGUGGUUGUUCCUCUCUCUAUUCCUCGGAUGGCAUCAGAAACUACAGUUCUCCAGGGCUACAAAAUUCCUAAAGGAAGUAUCAUCAUUCCUAACUUGUGGUCAGUGCAUCGAGACCCCAAGAUAUGGGAGAGACCAAAUGACUUCUAUCCAGCCAGAUUUCUAGAUGAAAAAGGCCAGCUCCUCAAAAAAGAAACAUUUAUUCCUUUUGGAAUUGGAAAACGCGUAUGCAUGGGAGAACAACUGGCCAAGAUGGAGUUGUUUUUAAUAUUUGUGAGUCUCCUCCAAAGUUUCACUUUUCAGUUCCCUGAAGACUCCCAGAAGCCAUCCAUGGAAGGACGGUUUGGUCUGACUUUGGCUCCAUUUCCAUUCAAUAUAAUUGCCUUAAAGAGAUGAAGGAACCUCAAUAAGGAAUGAUGCAUGAAGCUUGCAUUACUAUGAAAUUCAGGGCUUUCUAAGAAACAUAUUUUACUAACAAAAUCACCAAGCAGGGAUGGAUGGGGAACCUUCAGCUGACGGGGCAUUCAAUGCUCAUCAUACGCUUUUGCCUUAGUCUUGAAGGCUCUUUCAUUAAUUGUGUGGAAACCCUUAACUGUGAGGAGCAAAACAAAGUUUCUAGUCCUCAAGGGUUGCAGGGUAACUGGAAAAACUCUUAACAAUCAGUCAUUAAGUGGCAUUUUAUAUUACAUGAGAAGCAAAGGGGGAAAAAUUGAAAAUCAGAGGGACAGACAAUCGCAGAGGAAAAUCAACAGAAUAAGAAGCAACUGUAUAUUUUGAUAUCUCUUUGAUAAGAGUCUUGGCUCUUGACAUCCUCUUUGUACAUCAAGGGUACGCAGAGAUGUAUCCUGUCAGCAGAAUUUGCUGUCUUUUUAUUUCCUUGUGGGUGAGUCUAACUUCCACCAGCCUUCACUGUGAAAAAAGCAAUCUUGCACAUAGCCGAUUCAAGUAUUGAUUCAGUCAGUCAGGUUUGCCCCUCCUCCCAUAAUUCAGAGAGGCUGACCAUUUUUGAAAAAGAAGUAUCACAUGUACCUGUUUAAUUAAAGGGACAUUUGAUUUCAUUCUCUUUAAUAAUUAAAAAUAGUUUCUGAAAUGAAGAAAACCUUUUUGAGGAGAGAUGGGUUACUGAUGUCACUGAUUACAGACAAUCAGCACUGUGCAGUUUCCACUGCAACUGUCUCAUCUUGGUAGUGUUGCCUGACAAGAGGAUCAGAAUCUGGUAAUAAAAAUAGUAUUUCCACAGCUUAGAUAAAGUAUGUCUGUAUUUACCCUGACAUUUACUUAGUAGAUCCAUUCAUUACUGUUAUAACUAGAGACAUUUUGGAGUGCCUUCUAGUUAUUUGUCCUUAAGGUUUGUCUGUGUUACACUUUAAAGUUCUAUGGGGCAAUUUGUUUACUUAAAUACAGUAUCUACUGAUGAACCUUGUAAACACAAUUUCACAAAAUAAGUCUCUUCUUAUUCACAAUUAUGUAACAGACAUAAGCGAUUAGAACAAAAUAUUAAAAUUUGUACACCCAAAUCCUCAGCAGCACCACCAAUACAGAAGUUGCUUUUAGAAUUGCAAAGUUGGUGUAUUUUUGAAUUUCAAAUUCAGACAAAAUUCCAAGGUAUCUUCCUCAGUUGGGCUGGGUUUCCAUAACACAGAAGAAUCAGCUCUACAUGCAGCCUUCAAAACCCUACAUCAAGUUGGCAAAGGCCUCAGCAAUCUAAGUGACAACAGCUGCUCGGGUCUCUUUAGCUCUAUUGCUCUUUUCAAACAGCACAGGAUUCAAAAUGAGCAGGAAACAGCAUUCCCUCUAACCCCGAACAUGCUCUUUUUGUUGCAUGUGGGACAAAUCCUUCACUUCAUGCUCUCCCUUGCCUUCUCCUAACUUUGGUGAGAACAUGAAGACACAAAUGUGUAUUCAUUUCUGUUGCCCAGGAACAUUGAUCAGUUGUGUUUGUGUGUGUGUGUGUUUUUUUUUUGUUAGCAUGUUUACAGCGUAUGUUUAAACACUGUUUUGCAGUGGUGACCAUGAAUACUGGAAAGGUAAGGCACUUUAAGAAUGGCCACCUUUGAAGAGGACAAGCAAUUGACAGUAGCUCUGUGUGCAUGCCCUGCAUGCAUACUCCUGGAAGGGAAACCAUACUGCCAAAAUCUUGGGCUGAUCUUUUUGGCAGGAGAUAACUCACUUCAGUGUAAAUGCAAAGUUCAUUUCUAAUUCACUGCCAGCUAGAGUGCAGUGAUGUUUCGAUAAAAAGAGACACAAGUCUGUAAAUCAACACUCAGCACUCUAUGGCUGAAAUCCUGUUGCUUAGUAAGUGCACUAGAGUAAGCCUGUUGAAUCUAUAGGGAUUUGGCGAGUCAAAUCUUCUGUUAAGGUUCAUUGAUUCAAACGGGCCUGCUUUAGUUGUGACUUAUGUUCACACAGAAAAUGCUCUAUAGAAAAACUUCAAUUGCACUGCUAACUUUUAGCUGAAUACUGUUAGAGCAGCGAAACUUUUAAGAGGCAAAACGCACUGAAAGGCAAGUGAUACAACAGAUUUUUUAUGGCAUGUAAGCCCUCUUGUAAUAAAGCAGCCUUUUAAUGAAGCACUUUAUUGUUUUGUCAGGAUCCAAAGAUAUUUAUAUUUUGAUUAGCAUGGGGGCCUCAACUAAGGAUUAUGUAUCUGCAGAUGGCCUAUAUCACCUUGCUUAAGUUUACCUUGCUUGUGUUGUUUCCCCCUCCAAACAAAUGCCUUCUUUAGAAUUUCAAUAUGAAGGAUGUCAUUACUGUUAGAAACUGAGACCAUUGCUCUUUUUAAAAGGUGCCUCUACUUCUACAUAUAGACUGAAAUCUGUUUCUCAGUGUGAAUCUUUGUCUAAAUAAACCUUUUAAAUUUAAAA
Molecule: messenger RNA, 3800 nt
Organism: Pogona vitticeps (central bearded dragon)
Lineage: Eukaryota; Metazoa; Chordata; Lepidosauria; Squamata; Agamidae
Gene: CYP2U1
Product: cytochrome P450 family 2 subfamily U member 1
Biological process (GO): xenobiotic metabolic process
Cellular component (GO): cytoplasm; intracellular membrane-bounded organelle
Molecular function (GO): iron ion binding; steroid hydroxylase activity; oxidoreductase activity, acting on paired donors, with incorporation or reduction of molecular oxygen, reduced flavin or flavoprotein as one donor, and incorporation of one atom of oxygen
Source: RefSeq, a predicted model, not a curated record